GUUUUAUCGGCCCUUUCCUCGGCCCGUUUUCUGUUGUUUGAUCCAUUGAAUUUCCUUUUUCAGUUAGCUUCCGUCUACUGUACUUGGUAACUCAACGUCAAGUACUUUGGUUCCAUAUAUUGCCCCUUUUCGCCUCCCAUCUUCAUCUAUUGCCCAACAACCAUUAUCAAAGUAACCAUGAAGAAGUCUGAAGCAACUGGUUCUACCUUGGAGCUCUUUCCCCAUCUCCUUGAUUCACCGGACAAGCUUUCGAGAGACAUCGACCCCUUUACCAUCACCACCGCAUCGGGGUUCUUGCCUUUCGAGCUUCCUCCUGUAGCCUUGCCUGAUGCUUUCAAGUCAUUGGACUCGUUGACUUCUCGGCUGCCCGUUGUCAAGGCAGACGGGUCCCCGGGCUUACUUGCCACUUUUGAGCUUGGACCAGCUGUGCUUGCCGAGCUCCCUGAUCUGACCGAUGAGGUGGAUAAGCUCCUCACAGAAGAUGGCAAGCCAGAUCGCUUCAUGAUCACAGCUGUAUUUAGGGAUUACACGUUCGUUUGCUCUUCUUACUUACUUGAGCCAUGCUAUGAGAGAUGGUCGAAGGAUCCAGCUGGUGGUUACGGUAUUGGCCGGGAAACAUUGCCGAAGUGUAUCGCACGUCCACUCUACCGAUGUGCCGAGAUACUCGACAUACCUCCUUUCAUGUCGUAUGCAGCUUCCUAUGCGUUGUUCAACUAUACAGUUGCUGAUCCCGCACGAGGGCUAGAGUAUUCUAAUCUUAGGCUUAUUCGGGCUUUUGAGCGUGGACUUGACCCCAAAAGCUCCGAGGCGGGAUUCAUUCUAACCCAUGUUGAUAUGGUGAAGGAAUCAGCUGCCUUAGUCAGUGGUGCCGUCCGCAUACUCAACAAGCUGGAAGAAAGUAAGGAGCCCUCGUCUCGUGAAGAAGUAAACGAUGCCUUUAGGGAAAUCCUAAAGGGGAUGGAGAAAGUUGAAACUUGCAUGGAAGAUAUGUGGAAGAACUCCAAACCUAGUGAUUAUCUCUCGUUCCGCGUAUUUAUCUUCGGUAUCACAUCUCAGUCAAUGUUUCCAAAUGGCGUUGUCUAUGAAGGCGUCUUAGAUAACAAGCCGCUAAAUUUCCGCGGAGAGAGUGGCGCUAAUGACAGCAUCAUCCCGCUACUCGACCACCUUCUCCAAAUUCCAAUGCCAUCUACACCAUUGACAAAAAUUCUACAUGAGUUCCGUGCCUAUCGCCCACUUCCACACCGACAAUUCUUGGCACAUGUGGCGUCCAAGGCAGAGGAGGUUGGCGUUCAAGAAUUUGCGGUCCAAGAUGCGGAAACAGUACUAUUGUACUUGAAAGCCCUAGAUCAUGUUCGAAGUUUCAGAUGGAGACAUUGGCUGUUGACAAGGGAGUACAUCAUUAAACGAACGCCAUAUCCCACCGCCACUGGCGGCAGCCCGAUUAUCACGUGGCUUCCCAAUCAACUUUUCGCUGUGUUGGAGCUUAUGAUCUCCAUUCACGAUAAGUAUGUGGCCCCAUUCACUAGCAAGGAUCUCCCCACGGCCGUUGAUACGAACGGGUCUCAGAACGGCGCGUCGUCCUCUGAGCAGAAGAAGGCUCAGAAGAUGGAGUCUUUCUACUACUAUCGUGCUCAGACAGAUGAGAUGAUGGCGCUUGUGCGUGACCAGAAGGAUAAGCUAGACAGGGAGGUUGCCAGAUGGUGUCAAGAGCGCGGAGUAUGAAUUGUAUUUCGGUUGAAUCUUAUUUCUCGGACCGCCAUUUUUGCGAUCAUAUUUCGAUCUAGACAUGUUUUGACUGGGUUAUAUCGGAUGAGAUUGCUGUUUGAUCAAAUAUUUGAAUUUUCAAUUAACUAGUUUCUCGUCUCCCUUUAAGUUAAUUUUGAAUAUCCAACACAUGCAAUGCAAUUGGACUUGACCUUUC
Histoplasma capsulatum G186AR is the source of this 1921-nucleotide messenger RNA. Its product is annotated as indoleamine 2,3-dioxygenase. Lineage: Eukaryota; Fungi; Ascomycota; Eurotiomycetes; Onygenales; Ajellomycetaceae. The record is from RefSeq and is a predicted model, not a curated record. Bases 178 to 1722 code for a protein of 514 amino acids. The transcript has 5 exons. Gene Ontology annotation, molecular function: metal ion binding; heme binding.